AUGACACGCGCUCAACAAACGAUCUCUGUCCUCCUCCUGGUCUCCUCUCUCUACCUCGUCUUGUACCUGGGACUUGUACCCCUGAACGAGACCGUCCAGCGCGAAAUCAUCCCAGUCCUCCCCUUCUACACCUUAAUAUGUUUCGCGUGCUACCUGGGCGGCCGGUUAGGUCUGGCGAUCCUGACAUUCAACGACGUGCCUGAGGCGCAUGCGGAGUUGCAGAAGGAGAUUGCGCAAGCGAGAGCCGAGCUGCGCAGCAAGAACAUUGAUGUCGAUUGA
Messenger RNA from Aspergillus clavatus NRRL 1, 279 nucleotides. RefSeq names its product dolichol-phosphate mannosyltransferase subunit 3. Lineage: Eukaryota; Fungi; Ascomycota; Eurotiomycetes; Eurotiales; Aspergillaceae. The record is from RefSeq and is a predicted model, not a curated record. The transcript is spliced from 3 exons. Gene Ontology annotation, biological process: GPI anchor biosynthetic process. Gene Ontology annotation, cellular component: dolichol-phosphate-mannose synthase complex; endoplasmic reticulum membrane. Bases 1 to 279 code for a protein of 92 amino acids.